GCAAAAUGCAUCAAGAUGAUCACACUGGGAACAGGCCGACAAUGAACGUGUCGACUACCCCGCGCAAGGAGCAUUCGGGACCCGAGAAGGACGAGAGCGCAGCGUCCACAACGACCGCCACCGAGAUCCAACCCGCUAUCUACGGCGAGUCGAUUGCUGCCCCAAGCCACGGCGAUGCUUUGAGCUUGCUGCAAGCAUCCAGCCAACCUUUAUUGAGCGAGGUCCACGACGAGAAUACGUUGGAGCUAGACCAGCGGCUUCAAGCCGCAAAAGCUUCAUUCCGUGUGCUCCAUCCAUUCAGCAGAAACCCCAUGAAAUUAUCGCAAGACGUUGUUCCCGCCCAACUAGAGUACGCGGAGCGCAAGACGCAGGCCGACGAGGUGCGGAACGACAUGGCGCCUACGACGCCCAACAACGUCGCGGCUACGAAGGAGGCGUUGAUGGCGGCGAUCCAGCACAUGCGGUCGCUGCUGACAAAGCCGGCCGUUGCCACCUGCCCACGCCGCGUCAUCGACGUGGUGGUGCAGUGCCUCGCGGUCUUGCCGGUCGAGACGAGCUCGGCCAUCACCGAGAUGCAGAAGCUGCGCGUCGCUCUGGCCGUCCCGGUGCAGAACGACAUGGCUCUACCAGUGACGCCGGCGGAUGCGACGUCGGACGGAGCCGCGUCCGUGGAAGAGGCGUUGAUGGCGGCGAUCCAGCACAUGCGGUCGCUGCUGACAAAGUCAGCCGUUGUCACCUGCCCAGCCCGCGUCAUCGACGUGGUGGCGCAGUGCCUUGCAGCGUUGCCGACAGAGGCCAGUGCAGCGGUCGCCGAGAUACAGAAGCUACACUACGCUCUGGUCGACCCGGUGCAGAACGGCAUGGCUCUGCCAGUGACGCUUGCGCCGCCGCCUACGGCGUCCGAUAAUGGUUGGACACCUCUGCACAUUGCGUCCCAACCGGGCCACUGUGACGCGGUCACGUUGCUUCUCGCUGCGGGCACCGGCAUAAACCGGGCAAACAAUGUACGUAAUCGACUCUAUGGAUGCACAACUUACGCGUUGUGGAACCUGUAG
Messenger RNA from Saprolegnia diclina VS20, 1055 nucleotides. RefSeq lists its product as hypothetical. The record is from RefSeq and is a predicted model, not a curated record. Gene Ontology annotation, molecular function: protein binding. The transcript is spliced from 5 exons. Bases 6 to 1055 code for a protein of 349 amino acids. NCBI's taxonomy places the organism in Eukaryota, Oomycota, Saprolegniomycetes, Saprolegniales, Saprolegniaceae.